GCAUGCUUCCCAAGCCGACCUGGGGCCAAAGAAUGUCAAGAAUCCGAUUAAUGAUUGUCCUGGUUCCUGCGGGAGCUGGGCUGACCCGGAGGGGGCUCUGGGCUGGCUCCGGCCGGCCACUGGAGGAGUUGGAGCAAGGUCUCUUGUUCUUCUGCGUGUCUCCUUUGGCCUUUAUCACACAGGCCUUGGGUCAAAGUGCACCCUGUUCCGCUGAUCCGUAUGGGCCGGGCACAGUCGUGGACACCUGCCAGCAUGCCACAGAGAGAAUGGAGGUUUGGGGGACCUCCUAGGAAGUCCCCAGUUUUGGCAAUCAUCUCAGGAGGCCUCCGCGGGGCUAGGAAUGGAAAGUCACUCAGCUUUGCCGCUUGGCUGCAGAGAAUUCUUCUUUGCGUGAGCCACUUGUUUCACCAGGAGGCGUUGUUUCCAUGUCCAUUGCUGCCCGAGAGCCCAGGGGGGACAGACGAAGCACAAAUCUCUCAGGGCAGAGCCUCGAAGCCCACGGUUUCUACGCAGCGGGCUCACUUUGCUGGUCAUCAGAGCCUCCCAGAGCUGAAAGGGACCUUGGAUGCCCACGGUCAGACCCUCUCGUGCUACACAGAGACCGCACAAAAGGAGGUGACACCCCCAAAUCCACGCAGAGGGGACCCAUGCGCCAGUGCCAUUGCUUUCGCACCGAGGCUCAUUUUCUCUAGUGAAAGAGACACUCAGCUUGCCCAUGCCAACUCCUGUCUUCGUACCCGCGCGGUCCCUGCGUGGCCCGGCCCCGCCCCAUCCGGCAGCAAAGACUGGAACCAACAGUACUCGCCCCCUGAGAACCCCUAGGCCUUAGAACCUGAGAUGCAUGCCGGCCACGGAGGAGGGCGCAGAGGGCUGGUCAGCCCGAAUCGCUGUAUCUAUUCAUCUCAUGCAUCACACGUUCUCUGGGAAGGGCCCCCGGGUCGGGGUUAGAAAUGAGUAAGGCAGGGCACCUGGGUGGUUCAGUCGGCUGAAGGUCAGACUUUGGCUCGGGUGAUGAUCUCGCAGUUCGUGAGUUCGAGCCCCACAUCGGGCUCCGUGCAGACAGUGCAGAGCCUGCUUUGGAUCCUCUGUCUCCCUCUCUCUGCCCGUCCCCUGUUUGCGGUCUCCCCAAAAUAAAUAAAAACAUUAAAAAAAAUAAAUGAAUAAGACAGUAAGACAGACUCUGCCCUCAGGAGACUCAUGGUUUAGGAGAAAAAACCAAAAUCACAAGACCGUCCUGUAAGGCACAACCUUGGGAUGCACCUGCUGUGGGCCUGCGGAGGAGAGAGCCCAAAAUCUGCCCCAAGAGGAGGGUGGAGGAGGCUUGUUUAUGCCAGGCCUUGAAGGCUGUGAAGAGGUUUCCAGCCGAUGGACAAAGAGGAAAGACGUCCUGGGAAGAAGGAACAGAAGGAACAAGGCGCGGAGGCACCAACAGGCGGGGGUACUUGGGGGUAGUAGUCGGCCUACUCACACGCCAGUGGGUGCGUGAGGUAGCCUGGCUGGUGAACGUGCUGGAAAUCGGUCAGUUUCAAUUCAGUGAGCGCGCUGGUGACUUCCAGGGCUGGGCGCUUGGCUGAGCACCGGGGAUGCAGAGAUGAAGACAUGGUCCCUGGGUCUGGGGAUCACGUAUGUAACGGAGGCAGGCAGACAUUUACCCAUUCGUUCAUAAAUGUGUACUGAGUGCUAAGUGCUGGGCAUCAGGGGUGUCGUGUGAGCAAAACACGCCUCAGCCCAGCCUGCGUGGAGCUGGUUCACGGUCCGGGGGGAAACAGACCUUCACCAGAUAUUUAUACACCCAAGGGACAUGCCCUGGAGGCGGGAUCCAUGGCGCCGCGGGAGGGCAGAAGAGAGGAGGGAGGCCACGGGUGCAGUGGUGUAGGGUUCAGUCUCGGCAGCCUGAGGGCCUGGGUUCCAAGCCUGGCCCCUCUCACUUGAGAUGUCUUAUUCUUGGACACGGAGUUUCUGACUUAGAGGGAUGUGCCAAGGUCCUGAGGAAGCAGUAUAACUUAUGCAGGCGGGAACGCCGGAGUGGCUGGAGGGGAGAAAGAAAGAAGUGGGGUCAAAGCUGAGGACUGAAGGCAAAACAAACACUAAAUAGGUUGUGAUGAGCUUUAAAAAAAUUUUUUUAAUGUUUAUUUAUUUUUGAGAGGGAGAGAGAGAAACAGAGCGUGAGCAGGGGAGGGG
This is a messenger RNA of Felis catus (domestic cat), 2181 nucleotides long. RefSeq lists its product as uncharacterized. The record is from RefSeq and is a predicted model, not a curated record. NCBI's taxonomy places the organism in Eukaryota, Metazoa, Chordata, Mammalia, Carnivora, Felidae. The transcript is spliced from 6 exons. The coding region runs from base 220 to 822 and encodes 200 amino acids.